AGUACAAGUUCACACAACAGAGAGAACAGGCUGAUACAGCUAAACUGAGAUUUUCACCUACUGCUGUACACGCUCCCACACUUCAGAAUGGCUGCCCCUCGUCUCGCUCUGUCCGUGUUUGUGCUGAUGCUGGCUGUCAUCACUCUGAGCGAAGGUCUGCGUGGUCCUGGACCGAAGAGAUGCUGUUUUAAUUUCAAUGAGAAACCGGUGCCUAAAGAGCGAGUGGUCAGCUACAUCAGGACCAGCCAGCAGUGCUCCAACCCUGCCAUCUUGUUGAAGACAGUGAAAGGUCGUCAGCUGUGCGUCAGACCUUCAGCCCCUUGGGUGAAGGAGCUCAUCAGCUCCCCGAACACCAAAUCUGUCCUGGGAGAGACGUCCAACCUCUAAUCAUGGCAACACCAUAUCCACUCUCAGCGCCUCCUAUGAAAAAAAUUGUGCCAGUUAAUGUGUAGUGGUGCUGCAACUUUUCAAACUAUACCUUUCAAAGAAGCGCCGACUACAAAUAUAUUACUCCACCAUAAGAUCUGCAGGGGGCGAUCAUAAGCUAAACAGCAGCUCUCUCUAUCUAUAUGCAAAACAGAUGCUAUGUAUUGUCAUAUUUUGUAACAUACUCAUGGAUACAAUUUGCUGAGAUGAGACACAAAGCCUACAUACAAUGUUACAUUUUUUUCCUUCCAUAUAUAAGUAAAAAUGGCAGUUUUAAGUUGCCUUUCUUUUAAUAUUGACAUGUAGACCAUAUUUUUAUUUUUACAUUUUCAACAUUUCUGAUUUUUGUUUUAGUAAAUGGAACAAUAGCUAUAGUUUUAGCUCAAUACAACACUCAAACUCCGACCGUCAACACUGUGAACUGCUGUUAUGAUGUAAUUUGAAUUGACUUACAGAAACUACAUUCACUGUAAAAGAGCAAAGCCUCCCAACGCCACUUGUUGUCAUCAGUAGAGUAUAAGCUAUGGGUUACUCAACUAUUUCUACAAUGACCCACUGUGAGCUCUUUUGCUUGUUUCUGAACAAACUAAAGUAUUUUUUUUUCUGUUUACAAUUAUUUUUUGAACUCAGUGACUUACUACAGAUAAGUACUGCAAUUUGACAAAAAUAAAUAUUUAUUUCUGUAUGCUUAUGCUACUAAUUUGAUUCUCUUGAAUAAAGCAAGACAAUAUGUCAAUGUUU
Molecule: messenger RNA, 1167 nt
Organism: Micropterus salmoides (largemouth bass)
Lineage: Eukaryota; Metazoa; Chordata; Actinopteri; Centrarchiformes; Centrarchidae
Product: C-C motif chemokine 4-like
Exons: 3
Coding region: 88-387 (99 amino acids)
Biological process (GO): lymphocyte chemotaxis; immune response; inflammatory response
Cellular component (GO): extracellular region
Molecular function (GO): chemokine activity; CCR chemokine receptor binding
Source: RefSeq, a predicted model, not a curated record